GGCUAUCCACAGCGAGUAAUUUAAUUAAAUUUACAGCACCAAAGUCUGACUAAUUACUGUUUUCUAUAUAAUGUGGUUGUGCUAUUUUGCACAAAACAUUUGCAAAACACAUAGGAGUUAACUAAAAUCAAAAUGGCCUGUUUUGAAGACGGCAAAUAUUUAAUUGAGAACGUUUUAACAAAGCGAUAUCUGUUCUCAGCCGGAGAUAAAAUUGAAGGCAACAGAGGAGACGAAGGUGGCUGGUUGUCAAGUCCAAAUUGUGUCGGUGCCGAUGCAAACUACGACAAUAGAGCCUACUGGAAGUUUGUUCCUCGAGGUAAUGGCAAGUAUUUCAUUGAAAACUUGAAGACCGAGCGCUAUCUGUUUCAAAAUGGAAACAAAAUUAAGGGUGAUCGAGGUGCAGAAGGCGGUUGGACGAGUAACCCAGGAUUUGGAGUUCCCCUUUGUGUCGGUUCUGACGCAAACUACUUCGAUCGAGCUUACUGGAAACUUGAACCACAAGGAGAGGACAGGUAUUUCAUUGUCAAUGUGCAAACACAGCGUUAUUUGCUCCAGGAGGGCUCAAAAAUUGAAGGAAACCGAGGUGAUGAAGGCGGUUGGCUUAAAGCACCGAAAUGUAUUGGCACUGAUGCAAAUUACUAUAACCGUGCUUUUUGGAAAAUACUCAAACAGUAAUCCGACUUUG
Molecule: messenger RNA, 685 nt
Organism: Xenia sp. Carnegie-2017
Lineage: Eukaryota; Metazoa; Cnidaria; Anthozoa; Malacalcyonacea; Xeniidae
Exons: 2
Coding region: 133-675 (180 amino acids)
Source: RefSeq, a predicted model, not a curated record